AGGAAAUAAAGGCCCACACAAAUCAGAAGUGACAUUUAUUUAGCAUUUGAAGAUGUUGAAAAAAAAUAUUAGUCAUCUCACUGGAAUUGACUCCCAAUCACUGUAAAAGGUAGGGGUACUGCUAAAGGUAUUAAUUAUGCUUUGGGUUUUUUUGGUUUUGGCUUGGUUUGGUUUGGUUUUGAGGAUUUUUAAUCAUAGAUUUAUUGAUCUGACUGUCUACAUGCCACUCUUGCCCCGGCACAAACAGAACCUGGUUUAGACAUCUUGUGGUCAAGAUGAUCUGCUAGCCUUUCACUGGGGCGGGGUCAGUGGAGGUGGGUGUCAAGUUGGGCGUAAGAGGGAUGCGCAUCACAAGGACUCUGAGCUGAGAUGCCCUCCCCCACCCGAGAGGAAGGCAGACUCUAGCCCCGCCCCCAGUUGUGCUCACACCUAAGUGAAGUGAGCUCGAGCUAACUCUGGGGGUGUCCAGCCAACGUCGACGGGUUAACCUCACCUAGAGCCCCCCAACUCUACUGCUAUGGCCUUUUCCUCAGUUCUGAGACUGGGCCGAGAAGUGGUACUGAAGACCACAGAACUAAAAGCAUGGGGGCUUCGAGAAUUUGCUUCAACAGUUUUCCCCUCUAUAAAAUCGGGAGACAGUGAAAAGGAAAAACAAAAGAAGUCUAAAUUGCAACAACCACCAAAAAAUGUAGUGGCACCAAAGGAAGGGAUCAAGCUAUUACCAACCCCAAGAGCUGAAUUUCCCCAAAAAUUAUCAUCAACUAAUUCUUGUCCAUUAGCUGUGAAUAAAGACAAGACCAUAGUUAAUAUUAAUUCUGAUGACAUCAAACAACCGAUAGAUGAAGAAAUUGGAAAACUUUUGCCAGAAAAGACUGUAGUUGAAUUUCCACAAAAAGUUUCACCUUCAUUCAGAGCAAAGGAUACUUAUUUAGAAAAUCACCAAAAGAUCCAGAAACCAGCUGAAGUUGAUUUAGCAUCUUCUUCAUCUGACUCAGAUUCUGAUAGAGAAGAUAGUGUCUCAGAAAUUGUCUUGAAACUUAAGAUUACCAUCAGAACUAAAAGAGAGUUUCCACAAGGAGAUACUUUUGAGCAGAAGGCCCAAAGAAAUUUGAGAUUAACCAAGAAGACCCACUUCCAAAAAGUACGCAUGGACUCUAUAUGUGUGGAGAAACCUCAUCAAUCAGAGAUGAAAAUCACUGUUGAAUGAUCCGAAGCCUAUAAAGAGCUUCCCAAUAUCACCCAAAUCAGAAGUCUUUUAGAGAACAAAGUACAAAAAGAGGCACAUUUGCAGAAUUCUUUAUUUGAGUUGAAUUAAAUGACAAAAAAAAACCCCAAAAUCCAAAAAACCAAAACAGUAGUUUCAUCAACCCAUUUAGGUAUAGAAAUAAAACUGUUGAUAACAAAGGAAGAAAACAGGAAAGAGAAACCAACAGUUGUUGAUUUUACAACAGACCAUUUUAAUAACAAAGACAUUUUAGAGGAACAGGUACCCAUCCUAAAUUUGGAAGCAUCUCUUCCUCAGACCAAAGAAGACAUCUUAGAGGAAAAUGUGCCUGCAGGAAAUACUGGUACAAAGGAAGAAGUCUUUCCAAGGUUACCAAUGAAGUUCAAAAAUCAAGUCAUCAUACUGGAGACUGAAAAUGCUGAGGCAUUUGAAAAUUCUACCUACAAGAACCUAAAGCAUCAUGACUUCAACACUUAUACCUUCUUAGAUUUUAACCUGGAUCUUUUGAUUUUUAAUUUUUAUUUAGGUUACCUCAGCAAUCUUCAAGAUGAGAGUCCCCUAGACAACUGAAUCAAAAGAAAAAUUUCAAGUUUCUCUGUGAUUCGACUUGUGAGUUGCUGCAUUUUCUCUUCCAUAAAUAAAAUCAAUUCAAGAGUAA
Molecule: messenger RNA, 1883 nt
Organism: Antechinus flavipes (yellow-footed antechinus)
Lineage: Eukaryota; Metazoa; Chordata; Mammalia; Dasyuromorphia; Dasyuridae
Exons: 4
Coding region: 518-1207 (229 amino acids)
Biological process (GO): mitochondrial ATP synthesis coupled electron transport
Cellular component (GO): mitochondrion
Source: RefSeq, a predicted model, not a curated record